UCUCACGCGCGGCAACCUUAUCGACGGGACAAGUGGACCACGAACGACGGCGCUGAGAAGACUCAGAAACCAGCAAUGGCAGCAGCAUGAAGCUGGUGCGCGGUGCCCUUUCAAAAGCCAAUUGAAGGUGACCAAGCUCUCUGCCUUUCACUCCUUUCAAUUCAUGGACUCACCACCACCGACCUCCAUCCACUCCGACAGCAUCAUCAGCAACAGCCAUGGAUGAACUAAAGCGACACCCAACAGACGAAGAACUCGCUCCUCCCCUCCCAAUUCGCCCUGUCUCACGAGGCCCGGAACUGGUCGAUCCGAACAGCGCAGGUCCCUCGUUGAGAUCACUCGGCGUCACGCCUGAGCCCCCUGUCAUGGCGAGGACAGAUGCCGCGCAUGAAGCUGUGGGAGAGUAUGAUAUCCCUGCGUUGCCGGCGAGACCAGGGCUGCAGCCACCUGUGUACACGCCUGAUACGCUGCCUGUCGAAUCCUUGGCCAUUGCGCCGGGUUCGCGGGUGCAUACACCUACAUCCAUGGUCGAAGAACCCAUUGCACAGCCAGUCUCCGAAAAGGCGGCAUACCUUGCUCCCCCACCCCCUCAGCGCAUGAGGCGGACGUAUUCGGAUAAUGGAGAGACAGGAGGGGCAUUGCACUACACCCGCAAUCCACACAUCCUCACCGCAUACCUCAUCCCUUUCCCUCAGCCGAGGUUCAAUCCGCCGAUUAAGCCCAAGGUGCAGGCGCAUGGUGAGGAAUUGAGCAGUGCAGAUAUCAAGCGCAUGGAAGCGGAGGGCACUCUGUAUCCGGGCACGCAGGCCGAAGACGAAGUACCCAUGAGGUUUUUGAUUUACACUCCGCCGCCUCCUCCCCUCCGAAAACCGGAGACGAAGCUCGAUGAUCAGGGAAAAGAGGUGAAAGAAGGAAAGGUCCACAAAGCGCAACGAAAAUGGGAAGAGGAAGUCCGUGAAUCAAAGACGAAGACGGGAAUUAAGGCUAAGGCGAUUCGCGGCAUUGCGAAAGGGAUGUCAAACGUCAAAUCCUCUAAUCUAGAAUUCUUCAACCGCUUCCCCUCCACAGGUAGCACCGAGAAACCCGGCGAACGCGCUGACAGAGGCGUCGAAGAACUCCUCCUCCUCUACCCUCCUGCACCCUCCCUAACCCCCACCAAAAUGCGUGAAGAAUUUGUCUCGACCCUUCUCCGCACAAAGAAGAAAGCGACUCGGGACGCAGUUAUCUCAUCUGCUCUCCUUCCCGUAUCCGCGGCGAUCGAUGUGCUUGCGACCCCCGUGUGGCCCUUUGGGGGGUUGUUGGAGAUUGACGGGGUUUGGGCUUAUGCAAGUUUGAGGGGGGCGAAGACUGCGAGGGGGGUCAGCAAGAGGUUGGGGUUGAAGGGGAAAAAGGCGGAAGACGCUAAGGCUGCUGCUGAAGGAGUUCCUGAAGGGGUAGAGGGUGAGGAGAUGCUCAAGUUGACCUUCAAGGCCACGGAGCGACUGGACGUCCUGAGAGACUACCUCGCCUCGGCCUGUUCUAGCCGGGACAUCGCUCUCUUCGCUGGCCCAACCCAUGGUGUUCCAACCGAGUCCGAAAUCCUGGACGCGAUCGGGUGGACGCCAUCUGAUCUCUCUUCCACAGGUGGUGGGGGGACCGGGGAGGAGGAGAAAUGGGAGAGGGAUGAUGUGAAGGAGGAUCUGAAGAAUGUUGUGGGAAAGGGAGCGAAGGAGUGGGUUAAAUGGUGUAAGGAUUGGGAGAAGAAGGAGAGGAAGAGGGUGAAGGAGGGGAAAGAGAAGGUCUAGGUGCGGGCGAGGGUGGAUGGAAUUUUUUGGUAGGCGUUGAUGGUAUCAGUAGUUAUUACCUAUUAUGAGUUUGUAGUUCGCAAUCAGUCCUUCCACAGUAUAUGCUCGUCCA
Saitoella complicata NRRL Y-17804 is the source of this 1896-nucleotide messenger RNA. RefSeq lists its product as uncharacterized. The transcript has 2 exons. The coding region runs from base 219 to 1784 and encodes 521 amino acids. Lineage: Eukaryota; Fungi; Ascomycota; Saitoellomycetes; Saitoellales; Saitoellaceae. The record is from RefSeq and is a predicted model, not a curated record.